AGUAACAGAAUUUCUAAUACCCAAAUCUACAAAAGAACUUACCUUUAUCCUGCUGAACAUGUUUGGUAAAUUUUUUGUAGAUAGAAUUCUAAGUUAGUUCGGGAAUUUUGACAUUUUAUGUUACAUUGUACAGAAUACAUAAUCAAGAAGAAAUGAAAUUUUUAGACGGUCCUUUACAAUAAUCAUUUAGUUUAGACUAUUAAUAAGUGAAAGUUCAUGGUACGACGAAGGGUAUUACGGUAAUUUUAUAUUGUCCAACUUUUUUCUCCUUCUAGACACAUCCUAGACAAAUCCUUUUUUUAGACAGAUCCUUUUCCUUUCCACUUUAGUGCCUUAUUUCUCCUUUCUUUUCUCUAAUUUCUCGCUGCCUCUCUCUCCAUUCUGCUUUAAUCUCUCUUUCAGAUUUUGCUAUUAUUGAGCAGAGUAGUAAUUUGUUGUUGUGAUACUGUGCUGGAGUGAACGUCGUGCGUUUGGAAAGUAAAGUUGCUUACGGGGCACAGAGGAACACUGUUGUGACUUAAAGGUCAGGGACCUCAAAGCUGGAGGUAUAACAUAAGAUUUUCUUGCAAGGAUCCAAGUUUCCUGCUACUGGGGAUAUAAAAGGACACAGCGACUUGGUAUAUAUGCAAUCACUCCUGAAAUACCAGACUGGACCUGUAAAGUGCAAGUUGUGGAUAUAUGCAAACCAGGAAAAGGUUCUCACCGAAAGAUAAAAUAUUUGAACAUGAUCUUUCACGAUGAACAGAUAUACACGCAAUUGUUGUCCGCUGUUUCCCGCCAAGGUUUGUUGCAAAAGUCCAGAAAAGAACUCAUUCUCAUCGAUACUGACAAACAAGCUUUCACCUUCACACUAUGGGAAGAAACUAUUAUUGAGGACGAAGGCAAGAAACUCCUUGACCAAUUCCAAAAACGUCUUAUUAUCUUUGCCAGGCGUAUUGGGGUAUCCAAGUACAAUGGUAUAUCGUUGACAACAAAAUUUAACACCACAAUACAAAUUGAUCCCCCUUAUUCCCAAUGCCUACAAUUGCACACAUGGGUCACAGAAAACAGAGAAAUGCUUACUUCUUUCAGUCUGAGGAGCACAUCUGAAUCUGGAUCUCUUAUCAGCAUCUCAGUAGAUGAACAAAUAGUCCCAAUUGCAAAUGUUCAAUCACAACAGGACGGGCAUUCCUUUUCCAUUGAGACAAAAGUAUCACUUCCAAAUAAACUCAAAAGUUGCUAUGUUUUACUAUGUCCCAACUGCAAACAAGAAGUCAGAAGUUUAAUAAAAAGAAAGUUUCUGUGUAUGACUUGUAAGCAACAAAAUAUGUUAAUUCCCAGGUGCAAAUUUGAUGUAAAUCUCCAAGAUGCUUCCGGAUCAAUAAUUGGGAUAAUUAUGGACAAAGAAGCAGAAAAAUUAUUAUCCCUUACCACAGAUGAGAUUUACGCCCUUGCUUCAAAUGAGGAUAACCUUUUUUUGCAAUCACUUUUGCGUUUUGCGGAACAAAGGGAAAUCAAUUCUCUUUUGAAGCUUGCUUUUGACUUGUUGUCUUGCAACUACAUGUUCCAACAACAUAUACAUCCAUCAAACAAAGAGAGGAGCUUCAAACAACUGUGUUGUCUAAGAUCAAAGAGGGGCGAUGUUCCCUAUUUCUUUAGGGAUUUAGUCUGUCAAUUCGUCCUUUAUGAAAUUCUAACCUGGUUUAUACUAAAGGGCUGCAUGCAAUAUGGAUGGAGAGAAACAAAAGGUAAUUUGAGAAAGUGUCAAACACUGUGGAAACCAUAGCAAAGGAAGUGGAAAUCACCUGCAGCAUCAAAGCAACACCAAUCAUUAGCAGUGUUAGGAGAUCAAAGUCAGACCAAAAGAGUCUCUUCCCUUUUAAAGCUCAAGUCAGCAUAUAAUGUUACUUCAAGUAAAGGUUUAUCGGGAUACUGUACAAGUUUCUCUUCUCUUUUCCACAGCCGACAACAACUGAUUGAAUCCAGAUUGUACCCGCUUACACCAAGAACAUCAAGAAUUUCACAACUUUUCUCUUUCUAGCAAGCUUGGCAAUGUAAUAAUAUAACUUUGUUCCGCACAAUAUGAAGCAUAUUAUGUUAUGAGUAAUUUUAACUUGAUGGUACUGGUUCCUUUUUUUUAGUUAAACUCCUACAAAAGUACCUUGCAAAAGUCAAACCACUUCCAUAUGCCAAAUGCCUGUAACGUUCACAUGGAAAGACGAAUAGCUAAUUGAUUAGCGUAGAGAUGGAGAUUCCUCUUUCUGCUUUAUUUCUUUUCUGUCUUUUCAGAGCUUCAGCUCCGCCUAAAUUCAGUCUUGGAUAACUGAUCAAUUAGCAACAAAGUAAAUCAUUUUGUAAGCCUUUUCUUUUCAGUAACUCAUGAGCAUCACAUAAAAUGUUCCAUUAAAACAUUCCACAGUUACGGACUAAUUUAAGAACUUACUUAGAAAGAGAUCAAAAUUGUAUUAAUUCAUGCCUUUCUACUGCAACAUCAUCCUUAGCUCUGAUGCAGAUCAAAGUCAAACCAAAAGACUGUCUCUUCCCUUUUAAAGCUCAAGUCAGCAUAUAAUGUUACUUCAAGUGAAGAUUAGCGCUCUUAAGGAGAACAUUGGAAUUACCCUUCUGUUGAAAAUAUGCCCCAUCUUAUGUUUUUUCAAGCUGCUGGAGUUGAGACACUUUGAUGCUGGUUAACACCCAAAUGCAAUUUCUACAGCCAACUACAGCUGCUUGAAUCCAGAUUGUAGUUCCUUACACGAAGAACAUCAAAAAUUUCACAGCUUUUCUCUUUCUAACAAACUUGGCAAUGUAAUAGUAUAACUUUGUUCCGCACAAUAUGAAGCAUAUUAUCUUUAUAUAAAGCAUAUUUAACUUGAUAGUA
This is a messenger RNA of Lycium barbarum (goji berry), 2857 nucleotides long. Its product is annotated as replication protein A 70 kDa DNA-binding subunit B-like. The record is from RefSeq and is a predicted model, not a curated record. Lineage: Eukaryota; Viridiplantae; Streptophyta; Magnoliopsida; Solanales; Solanaceae. Bases 725 to 1765 code for a protein of 346 amino acids. The transcript is spliced from 19 exons.